Molecule: messenger RNA, 1683 nt
Organism: Colletotrichum truncatum
Lineage: Eukaryota; Fungi; Ascomycota; Sordariomycetes; Glomerellales; Glomerellaceae
Biological process (GO): regulation of DNA-templated transcription
Molecular function (GO): DNA-binding transcription factor activity
Source: RefSeq, a predicted model, not a curated record
AUGUCACAGAGAGGCCCUGCACCUACAUCUCGACCUCCGUCACAGUCACCUCCUCGCGCUCCAUUCUCCCACGGUCUCCACACACGAGAUAUCCCGGGCCAGCCUCAGGAUGGCCCCGCUAGAGAGCCGUAUCCUCAACGGUCUUUGGGGAUUCGAGGCUUGAUCAACCCUUCAGAGGCACAGACGGAAGGGCAUCAAGGCGAAUUGCAGAACCAACGCCCUAACGAUCCCCAGAGUUCGCCCUAUGGUGUGCCCUCCAGACAGUAUGGCACUCCUGGCGAUCGUCCGUACGCGUUUUCUGGCCCACUAGGUUCCCAGCCGGCUACGCCGGCCGGCCAUCCAGUGACAACACCUUUGGGCCAUACCCCAUCGGAGAGCUCGCCGAAAGGAGGAGGAUUCCCCUUUCCGACAAUGGCCAGACAGGUUCUUAGUCCCAGAGAAGCACGAGCAGCCAGCGUAAGUCAGGCGAGUGUGAGAGGUACCGAGCCGCAACAAACUCCAUUUCUACCUCCUGCAGCGCCGCGAACAAAACGACCUUACCCGGGAGAGGAGGGUCCUACCGAGCCGAUGCGCUCGGCACCCGGUCUUCCGUUCUCUGGCCCUCCGUCACUUGGUCCUCCCUCAUCGACAAUGGGGCCAAUGGUAACCCCGCCGCGGUCCAUGUCACAACCAAUGAUCGGACAAGCACCACACGCUGACCGCCCUCAACUUCCAUCGAUGCCUAGAAACCCUCACAGCCGAGGACUAGAAUACCCGAGCCAACCAAGCAUGAUAUCUCCUGGUCCCAAUUAUCCUCCACAGACUCCGGUGGACAGACCUGCGUGGCCUGCACCAGGUAGUGGAACGGCGCUUUACCAAAGCUUGCGGUCCGAAUCCGCGAAAGCCGCUAUGGAAGGUGGCAUGAUGGUUAGAAUCGGAGGAGAUGACGACGGUAUACUAGUACCCGUCGACGUUCACCAGGCAUCGAAGCAAGCGGACGAGAAAAGGCAAAGAAACGCCGGUGCGUCAGCUCGAUUCAGGCAGAGGAAAAAGGAGAGGGACCAAGAGCAGCAGGCCAACAUGCACAAGUUAGAAACGAGGACGAGGGAUUUGGAAUCUCGGUUGAGGGAGUUGGCUCAAGAGAGGGACUUUUACAGAUAUGAGCGGAACCGGUUGCGCGAGGUGGUCCUUCGUACACCGCUUAGUGAAAUGGCAAACGGACCCCCGAGCCCAACGUCAUCCAGAAGCGGAGGGUCGAUGGCAGAGACCAGUCCUCUGACGCAGGCGCCCAUGCUGCCUCAUCAACAACAGCAGGGGUACGCUUCGAGCGAGUCAUCCGUGGAACGGCCGACACGACGGCGACGAACCGAUUCGGCGCCGACUCCAGAGUUUUCGAUCCCUUCGUACGGGACGCCGGUCCCUCAAGCAGGGAAUUUGCCGCCCAUGCAAGCUGCUGCAUAUGGCAUGAUGCAGCAACGCCCACCCUCAGCGGCACCUGGCGGCGAAAGGUUGCCUCCCCUCCGAGCUAUGGAGGGUCCCUUUGGAGCUCCCGGCCCAGACUCGGGGAUGGUUACAACUGCCGGCGGCGGCGGCCCCAUGUAUCCCAGCUACACCCGUAUUCCCCAUGAGACUGGCUUCGCAAGCAGGCCCCCGGGCCCACCGCCUCACCAUGGACCUCACGGCCAUGAUCAGGGAGGGCGGUAA